Molecule: messenger RNA, 4643 nt
Organism: Hypoxylon trugodes
Lineage: Eukaryota; Fungi; Ascomycota; Sordariomycetes; Xylariales; Hypoxylaceae
Exons: 4
Coding region: 612-4127 (1171 amino acids)
Molecular function (GO): protein binding
Source: RefSeq, a predicted model, not a curated record
CCUUUCCCUCAUGUUUGAUCCCAUUAGGCGUCCACCAACCCGCACGCACCUUUCAAGCACUUUUGUUUCUGCCUACUACUCACUGUCUACCUACUGUACCCUACCUCUCUGCUGUUGGAUCGAAAAUUUAAAAAACUACUACUAUUACUUAACAACGAGUUUGGUCGGUACAAACUAAAUAAAAGAAAUAAUUCCUAACCUAUACGAUCCCGACAGCGUAUGCAACUCGAACCCCCAAAACCAACCCGAAGCACGCACGUCACUCGAGUUAGCCAAGCUUUGGCUUUGCGCCGCGCGCUGUGACAGGCUGCUUGCGAAUGCUCAGCCUCAUGCUCCCCCCCCCUUCUAUCCUCUACCCAAUUUGACGAGUUGUGAUACAUCGUCUUUUGAUUGUUUUGUUUUGUUUUUUACCUAACCGACUUGAAGAGAGGCUGCUCCAUCUUCUGCCUCCCACACCUUAGAAUCAAAUAAACCACACCACUUUGGCACAUCACAUCGCAUCCUACUGUCGCAUCCAGAUUUCGCUCGUCAUUUAACUACCCCGCCAAUCGUACUUCGACUUCUCCGAGAUCGAGUUCCACCAGCCAGCCAGCUGACGACGCUGACGCACCAUGGCUGCCGUGCCAUUCAAGGUGAAGGCCGUCUACGAAUACACAUCGGGACACGAGGACGACCUACCUUUCUCCAUCGGCCAAAUCAUAACAGUUACUGACGAGGAAGAUGCUGACUGGUACGGCGGUGAAUAUGUUGACAGCCUGGGCAUGAAGCAAGAGGGAAUAUUUCCUCGAAACUUCGUUGAGAAGUAUGAGCCCACUGCCCCGCCUCGCCCAACAAGAGCACGCAAGAAGGAGGCGGAACCCACAGCUACUUCUUCACCUCUACCGCCGCCUCCCGCUUUUUCAGCCGUGCCCCCGCCGGUAGAGGAGCCAGAGGACGUACAAACAGAGGUCCCUUACGAAGAACCACGCGUUGCUUCGCCGCCUAUUCCUGCUCCAGAGCCCCGCUCCCCAGUAGCUCCUGUGGCUCCUGUAGCCAAACCACCGGAAACAGCUCCUAUCCCAGCCCCUGUUCCUGUCGAACCUAAGGUUUCUCAACCAGCGAGCCCACCAGUCCCAUCUGUUGCCACUCAGUCGGCGCCAAGGGCUCCAGCUCCAGCCCCAGCUCGUGCUGGCCCCCCACCCGUAUCUGAGAAACCCUCUAGUAAUUCUUUCAGAGAUCGUAUAGCGGCAUUCAACAAGCCGGCGGCUCCUCCUGUCGCGCCUUUCAAGCCUAGUGGGCUGGGCUCCGGCAGUUCCGGAUUUAUCAAGAAGCCAUUCGUUGCUCCUCCACCCAGCAGGAAUGCCUACGUCCCCCCACCUCGUGAAGCCCCUACCACUAAGGUUUAUCGACGAGAAGAAGAUCCCGAGAUUAAAGCUAAAGAGGCGGAGUCUCUGGAAAAUGCGGAGAGGGCUGGUCUGGUUCCCACAGCACAAUCGGAGGAACAAGAAGAGGAUCAACCUAAGCCAACCAGCUUGAAAGAACGAAUUGCUCUACUCCAAAAGCAACAAGCUGAAGCAGCCCAACGACAUGCCGAAGCUGCCGCGAAAAAGGAAAAACCUAAGCGUCCCCCAAAGAAACGUACCGAAAGCGAAGAAGGUGCUCCAGCAGAGGAGAUAGGAGAUGUGCCCCCUCCUUUAGAGAGAAAAGAUACGGCCGAAGUUGCUAGCAAGAAAUCUAUAGACGAACCUAGACCUAGACAAUCAUUAUCUGUCCGACGGAAGUCCUCUGCGGCCCACGCCGAAAACGAUGGAAACGAGGCGGACAUGUCUGGUGCGGGAGAUACAACGGAGGGACAAGAAGAUCUUACCGAAAGAGAAGACAGUGAUGAGAAGUCUCGUCCUCAUAGAGGGGCUGCUCCCGAACCAGAAAUUCCAGAGGAUGAAGAGGAAGGGGAAGAAGAAGAGGACGUCGACCCUGAGGUAAGACGAAAAGAGGAGCUCCGUGCUAGGAUGGCAAAGAUGAGUGGCGGUAUGGGUAUGAUGGGUAUGCAUGGAAUGUUCGGUGCACCCGCGAUGAUGCCCCCAUCAGCCCCAGCAUCAGCCAAGAAGCCUAAAGCCUCACCGCCAACAGAACGUCGUUCAAGCGAAAUACAGGAAGCCCCCUCGUCACCUAGAAUGGCCGUCCCUCCGGUACCCACUAUGAUGGCCCUACCUGGAAUGGGAAAAUCGAAACAGCAGGAGGAAGAGGAAACUGCUGAGUCUGAGCAUGAGGAACCAGGUGGGCAAGACACUACACCGGUCGUUAGUGCUCAACCUACUGGUUCAAUUGUAGAACCUCCAUUGAAAGGUCCUGGCGCUCCACCUCCUGUCCCUGGAGGACGACCUGCACCGCCUCCGGUACCAGCAGAUUCUCGACCUCCCCCGCCUCCGCCUCCGCCUGGCGGCGUAACAUCGCCUAGCCAAGGUUCUGAAUCCGACGAUGAAUUGUCCGAGAAUCCGCAGAGAGCUCUUGAAACCCCUCGAGGUGAAGUCCCCCCUAGUGCUCGAAUGCCUCCUGUCCCUAUAGCGUCCCCCACCAUUCCCACCUCGCCACGACUCGCUGGUAGACGGACUUCUUACAUGGGUGAAGAAGCUAUUCCAUCUUCACCGCCGCCGCCCCCGCAGCCAAGCAAGAGGAACAGCCGUCCGCCGCCUCCUAUUCCAGGUGCUGCUCCACCUGUCCCUACUCAAGGCCGACCUCCACCCCCUCCACCUCCAGGUAACCCCCCAAGUCGUUCUUCUACGGCUGACGAACGAAUCACAUAUCCCAUGAGGCCAGGAGCAUUGGAUAAUGGCGAAGAGGGAGAAGUGACUGAGUACGAGGGUGAUUACGAUACCGAUAUCGGAUCUUCGGUUCAUCAUAAGGAUGCUCUUAAGGCGCAUGCACGAGAUUCAAGUCUAGAUGAUAGCACUCCGGUGCGUUCACCUGUUACCGAAGCUCCGCCGUCUUUGCCUCCGCCUCUUCCUAAUGCCGCUGCUCCGAGAGGUGGCCCUCCGCCGAUCCCGAGUCAACCCGCACCAAACACAAGACUAUCGAUAGACGCACCUCGUGCCGUCCCUCCACCCCCGCCGCCUCCGAAGGAAGUGCCGUAUUCCUAUGAGGAGGAGGACUACGACCCAUACAACUACAAUAGCCCUACCUCUUCGGCUCCUCAAAGUGCAACAGUUCCGGAUGAGCCGACACCUAUCCCGGAGCCAGCCUCUGCGUACCAUUCGCCGCCUCCCCCGCCACCAGUAAAUCGAGGCCCCCCACCAACACUGCCUGCUAAUAGGCUGCCGCCUCGGAAAUCUUUGGAUGUUCAAAGGCCAGGUGGAAGAAGAUCAAUCGACAACACCCGACCCUCCAUGGAAACUAGUUACGUGGCGAACGAUGUCGAGCUAGCUGUCCAUACACAAUGGUGGCUUUCGCCAAACGGAGUUCCUCCAGUUUUCCAAGGUAGAAAGGACAUCUAUACAGAACAUGACGAGUCGACUUCCGGAACAGGGGUCAUCAAAGAGGUCUUCAUCCUAUUCCAAGAUUAUUCGCAAACUGUCAUCACCAUCAGUUUCGAUACACAAGACCUCUUAGGUGCUCAACUUGAGCAACGUCAUGAACCCCCUCCUCGAUCUCUUCGCCCAGACCAGCUAGAAGAGGCUUAUGAGCAGUUUGGCCGAUCAUUAGCUAGCGCUGUAGCAGGGAAGAAAGAUUCUAUUGUUGGCGAUGGAAGUCCACAAGCACUAGUUUUCGAGCUCCUCAAACCUCUCAAAAACGCUCUACUCCCAGUUGGCACACGUUCCUACGGUGCCUUAGUCUACGCGAAUCUCGCCAAUGCUUCAACACAGUUGAACGACCAAAUUAGACCCGGAGACAUUGUUUCCAUUCGCAAUGCAAAAUUCCAAGGAAAACAUGGGCCUAUGCAUGCGAAGUAUUCGAUGGAAGUAGGCAAACCGGACCACGUGGCCAUCGUCUCGGAGUGGGAUGGUGUCAAGAAGAAGAUUCGGGCUUGGGAACAAGGCCGUGAGAGCAAGAAGGUAAAACAGGAAAGCUUCAAGCUAGAAGAUCUCCGAAGUGGCGAGGUCAAGAUCUGGCGGGUUAUGCCGCGCAGUUGGAUCGGGUGGAGUUCGGGUUAGCAAUGCCGAAGACCAUCCUACGAGUUCCUAUGGCCGAUACUCGUGAGGGUCGGCGCGGACGGGAGGGUUAGCGUGGACAGCCCGAUGCAAAUCCCGCUUUAAGCCCUAUCUUCACCCGUACUUGUUAGUUAGUGAGCAGAGAUGAUGAUGGCGAUGACUCAGGAAAGUAAUAGAAUCAUUUUAUGAUACGAAAGCAUGAAACGGGGUUACGAUCGCCAAGAGAUACGCAACGAUUUCCAAACCAGGUUUUUGGGGUCAAGAGAAAAGAGCAAAGCAAGGCAAAGCAACCUUGGAAGGCAAAGCAUUCGUUGAGGAGUUCAUGUCGUUCAUGUUGAUAUCACAAUAACUACCGAUGAUUGGUGUUCUACUACUACCACCAACCAACUCACUUCGCUCAUACGGUAUCCUACGUAGCUUAUUGCAAACUUGCAUUUGUACCCAGUCAAACACAUAGCUUGUAACGUUAUUACUACUACUAUUAUUAUCUACAACCAGAUGUGAAAUAUCAAGCUAAAG